AUGAUCCAAUAUAAUAGCAAGAUUAUCAGUACGAUUUCGACCGACGUUUCAAUAAAACACGAUCAUGUCGAAUGUUCCAACGAAAAAACAACCGUUCAAACUGAAUAUGAAAUGCCAGGUUUAAUGCAACUACGACGCAAUUACGGUCCAAUACAACCAUUGAAAGGGGCACGUAUUGCUGGCUGUCUUCAUAUGACUGUUCAAACGGCGGUGUUAAUUGAAACGUUAGUUGCACUUGGUGCUGAAGUACAAUGGAGUAGUUGUAAUAUCUUUUCGACACAAGAUCAUGCUGCUGCUGCUAUCGCUAAAGCAGGCAUUCCUGUCUAUGCUUGGAAAGGUGAAACAGACGAAGAGUAUAUUUGGUGUAUUGAACAAACAAUCCAUUUUGGUGAUGAUAAUCAACCAUUAAACAUGAUCUUAGAUGAUGGUGGUGACUUAACUGGUAUUGUUCACGACAAAUAUCCUGAAUUAACUGCGAAUAUUUUGGGUAUCAGUGAAGAAACAACUACCGGCGUACACGCUCUUUAUAAAAUGCUUAAACAAGGUAAACUUAAAGUUCCAGCUAUCAACGUGAACGAUUCAGUAACGAAAUCGAAAUUCGACAAUUUAUAUGGUUGUCGCGAAUCAUUGAUUGAUGGCAUUAAACGUGCCACUGACAUUAUGAUUGCUGGCAAAGUUGCCGUUGUUGCUGGUUAUGGUGAUGUUGGUAAAGGCAGUGCACGAGCCUUACGAAAUUUUGGCGCACGUGUUAUCGUUACUGAAAUCGAUCCUAUCAAUGCUCUACAAGCAGCGAUGGAAGGCUAUGAAGUAGUUACCAUGGAAGAAGCAAGUAAAGUCGGUCGUAUCUUUGUCACAGCUACUGGUUGUCGGGAUAUCAUUUUAUCUGAACAUAUACUUCAAAUGCCGGAUAAUGCAAUUAUCUGUAAUAUUGGUCAUUUUGACAUCGAAAUUGAUGUUGCUUGGUUAACCAAAAACGCUGUUUCAAAAGAAGUUAUCAAACCACAAGUUGAUCGUUAUCAAUUAUCUAACGGACGUUCAGUUAUCUUGCUUGCUGAAGGCCGACUUGUUAAUCUUGGUUGUGCUCACGGUCAUCCAAGUUUUGUCAUGAGCAAUUCAUUUACUAAUCAAGUCUUGGCACAAAUUGAAUUAUUUACUAAAAAAGGUCAAUAUCCUGUCGGUGUCUAUAUUCUACCGAAGAAACUCGACGAAGAAGUAGCAGCUGCGCAUCUUGAUCAUUUAGGGGUUCGAUUGAGUAAAAUGUCAAGUGAACAAGCCAAAUAUCUUGAUUUGGAUGUUUCUGGUCCAUUCAAACCCGAUCAUUACCGAUAUUAA
Messenger RNA from Adineta ricciae, 1332 nucleotides. The record is from the annotation of a GenBank genome assembly. NCBI's taxonomy places the organism in Eukaryota, Metazoa, Rotifera, Eurotatoria, Adinetida, Adinetidae.